UAUGUAUAUAUAUAUAUAUAUAUUGCAAUCCUUAUUUUCUCUUUUAAUUUCUGAUCAUCCCAUUUCCACCACCUUUUUAUCUAGGAAGCUUCAUACAUAUGCAGAGAGAGAGAAAGAGAGAGAGAGAGAGAGAGAGAGAAGUAUAGUGAAGAAUGGUGAGGGCUCCUUGCUGUGAGAAGAUGGGAAUGAAGAAAGGGCCGUGGACACCUGAGGAAGAUCAAAUUUUAACAUCUUUUAUACAGAGAUAUGGUCACGAAAACUGGAGAGCCUUACCAAGACAAGCCGGUUUAUUAAGAUGCGGGAAGAGUUGUAGGCUUCGCUGGAUAAACUACUUACGACCAGAUAUCAAACGAGGAAAUUUCACCAAAGACGAGGAAGAAACCAUCAUCCAACUGCACCAAACACUCGGAAACAGAUGGUCUGCCAUUGCAUCAAGGCUGCCGGGGAGAACAGAUAACGAGAUAAAGAAUUUCUGGAACACCCACUUGAAGAAGAGGCUCCAGCAUCAUGGGAGUCCAUAUUCUCCCAACAAUAUUAAUGUUGUCGGGAACAUAACGCCAAUCCAGAUCGGCGAUUCUUCGAUUCACCUGAGGUUUCCGGCACCGAUGACUGUGAACUGCAAUUCGGUUGGCAGACAGAACCGCAUGUAUUCAAGCUCCCUGAUGACGACGAAAAUGGAGGAAGAAGAGAGCAUGCAGGAGAGUUAUCAAAACCUUGGAACAACAUCAAACGAUGAUUCUGGGAUUGUCUACUUGCCUUCUAGCAGCUCUGUGUUACCUAUGGAGCUUGGAGGUUGUGAGACUAGUUCUAGUAUUAGCAACGAUGCAGUUUUCUGGUAUAAUUUGCUUAUUAAUGCUGGAAAUACAUCGUGAAAGACUGUUUUUGGAGCGAUUAUAGUCACAUUGGUCAAAUUGUUAACUUGGUAAUCACAAAGUUACAAGUUUAACUUUUGAUGGGAAUGAUCUUACCUUGGUCUUUUGCUGGCUAAGGUUACAGUGGUGUGAGAUUUAUCUAAUGCACAUUUCAGACAGUGAUUGUCUGAGUUUCUCUUAAAAACAAAAGAUAGGUGUUUUUGGAUGUAAUUUGUAUAAUGUGUGUGCACUUUUUGGUGGGUGUUUGUUACUAAUUUUUUUGUACAUCUUAUAAGAAUAAAAAUUAAAUUAUCAUAUCAUAUAUUUCCUACAA
Molecule: messenger RNA, 1185 nt
Organism: Ipomoea triloba (trilobed morning glory)
Lineage: Eukaryota; Viridiplantae; Streptophyta; Magnoliopsida; Solanales; Convolvulaceae
Product: transcription factor MYB4-like
Exons: 3
Coding region: 153-872 (239 amino acids)
Source: RefSeq, a predicted model, not a curated record